Messenger RNA from Phialemonium atrogriseum, 784 nucleotides. Its product is annotated as hemolysin-III related-domain-containing protein. The coding region runs from base 213 to 713 and encodes 166 amino acids. Gene Ontology annotation, molecular function: signaling receptor activity. NCBI's taxonomy places the organism in Eukaryota, Fungi, Ascomycota, Sordariomycetes, Cephalothecales, Cephalothecaceae. The transcript is spliced from 3 exons. Gene Ontology annotation, cellular component: membrane. Gene Ontology annotation, biological process: intracellular zinc ion homeostasis. The record is from RefSeq and is a predicted model, not a curated record.
UCAACAUAUUUUCCCAUGUUAUUGGGUCACUUCUGUUCUUUGCGAUCCCAGUAUUUGUCUUCAACGUCGAGGUACCCCCGCGAUAUACCGUCGCCACGGUUCCGGACAAGAUAGUCUGCUCUAUUUACUUCAUUGGCGUUGCCAUCUGCUUCGUCUUCUCCGCGACCUUCCACACGUUCCUGUGCCACAGCCACAGGGCUUUCUCACUAGGCAUGAAGCUAGACUUCCAGGGCAUCAUCCUGCUCAUGUGGGGGGCGAACAUACCUCUGAUCUACUACGGCUUCAUCUGCGACGCCAAGCUGCAGAUCGUCUACUGGGCCCUCACCUCGUUCCUGGCCGUCUGUUGUUCCAUCUUCACCUUCCAACCAAGGUUCAGCGAGCCACACCUCCGACCCCUUCGAGCCGCCACGUUCGGCUCGUUGGCCAUGUCGACCUUCAUCCCCGUCGUGCACGGCAUUGCUGCCUACGGAUACCGAGCCCAAAACCGACGGAUGGCUCUGCAAUGGGUGCUGUGUACUCUCGUGUUCAACUCUCUGGGCGCCGCGGCGUAUGCCUUCAAGUUCCCGGAGAAGUGGUUCCCCCGCCGCUUCGAUAUCUUUGGCGCGAGCCACCAGAUCAUGCAUAUCAUGGUCCUUGUCGCGGGUAUCGCGUAUACAUUUGCUGUCCUCGAGUCGUUCGACUUUCUUCACAGUCAUCCGGACGCGUGUCAAUAGGUAGACACGUGGUUGGGCUAAAGACGGGAAAUAAAAGCAAUAAGGGAUAUCUACCUAUAGGUACAUGCAAG